Messenger RNA from Cicer arietinum (chickpea), 1179 nucleotides. RefSeq names its product zinc finger BED domain-containing protein RICESLEEPER 2-like. Lineage: Eukaryota; Viridiplantae; Streptophyta; Magnoliopsida; Fabales; Fabaceae. The record is from RefSeq and is a predicted model, not a curated record. Gene Ontology annotation, molecular function: DNA binding.
AUGUUGAGAACAUUGCUGCCACAAUUUAUAAUACCGUCUAGACGAACUGUAGCUAGGGAUAGUUUUCAGUUGUUUAUGGAGGAAAAAGUAAGGUCGAAAGCUUUUUUUAAGUCUGAUUGCAAUAGGGUAGCUCUUACAAUAGAUUAUUGGACUUCAAUCCAAAACCUUAACUACUUGACCCUUACGACACACUUUUUUGAUAAUGAUUGGAGUUAUCAAAAAAGGAUUAUUAGUUUCACAGUAAUCCCAAAUCAUAGGGGUGACACAGUUGGUAAAAAGAUUGAAGAGGUUUUAAAGGAUUGGGGGAUUCAGAAUGUGUCAACUAUAAUCGUUGAUAAUGCAUCAUCCAAUGAUGUAGCUGUUGCUUUUUUGAAAAAAAAAAAGAUAAAUAAUACGGAUGGUUUGAUGGGGGAUGGGGAACACUUCCACAUGAGGUGUGUUGUUCAUAUUCUGAAUUUAGUUGUAACUGAUCGCUUGAAAGAAAAAAAAUUGGCAAUCUCUAGCAUUAGAAAUGUUGUUAGAUUUGUAAAAUCUUCACCUCAAAGGGCUGCUAAGUUUAGGGAAUCUUUUGGGAAGCUUGAGGUUGAGGAGUCGAGUUAUAAGGAUUUCUUUGGAGAAGCUGGUCCCCCAACUAGUUCUGAUUGGGAUACAGCUAGGGCGUUUGCAACUUUUUUGAAGUUAUUUUAUGAGGCAACUAGAUUGUUUUCCUCCUCACAACAUGAGAGUAUACAUGCAACUUUUCACCAAUUGUCCACAAUCUAUUGUGAGCUGCAAAAUGCCUCCUUGAAUUUGAACACCCUUUUUGCAAGUGUGGUUGAGGAUAUGUUAGCAAAAUAUGAUAAAUAUUGGGGUAGUAUUAUAAACAUUAAUAAGUUGCUAUAUUUUGAUGUAAUUUUCGAUCCACGGUAUAAGUUGAAAUAUGUUGAGUGGUGCUUUCAAGAUAUGUAUGCAACUAAAUCAGAGGUGGCUAUUGAAUUGAUCACAUUAAUUAAAGAAGAUCUAAGUAAAAUGUACAAAUGGUAUAAAAAAGUGCAUGACAAAAAACAUAAUUCACCACAACCAACUCCCAUGGUUGUUGACAGUGAUUCCUAUGAUGAAACCUCUGUUGCUGUUGCCCAUAAUUCACAUAUGGCCAGAGCACAAGCUUUUGAAGACCAUUUGAAAGAGAGACUCCAUUGA